This is a messenger RNA of Acanthaster planci (crown-of-thorns starfish), 6944 nucleotides long. Its product is annotated as BAI1-associated protein 3-like. Lineage: Eukaryota; Metazoa; Echinodermata; Asteroidea; Valvatida; Acanthasteridae. The record is from RefSeq and is a predicted model, not a curated record. Gene Ontology annotation, cellular component: secretory vesicle.
GGAAGAGUCCAUUUCCUCCUCGGAGUGGGAAAGCCAGGUUGACUGUACCGACUGCGAACAGCUCCCACUUUCACUAUUGUAUUAUCUACUGGUAAAUGUAGCCGACCACACCCCUUUCUCUUUCACUGCACCUCUGGAUGGAACUUAAACCUUCAUUGUACAAUAGGGGGUUAUGCAAUCGGUGUAUGCUCAAGGGAUGAACUGUGUGAAGUGUUUUGUGCCAUGGAAAACCAUAUUUAAUACAGUCGGCUACGAAUUCUAUAUGAUUGGAAAACCAAUCCCCCCAAAAAUCUAAUCUACAUUUUAGUGUCCACUUUUUCUGCAGAAAUGUUAUUUUGUAUUUUCUUCAGUCGGCAAAUCGUGGUCUGUCUGCACUAUGUCCAAACUGUUCAAAGCACAUGCAGUCAGCAUUCAUGCACAGUGGGUUGACCUGUAUGUAAGCAAGUCUUUGUUUGCACACUGGUGCUGCUUGCUCAACUCAGUUGAAUCAAUGGGUCAUUGUACACUACACGUUAUCUACAUUGAUCACAGUGAAACACUUCCUUGUUGACUGUUGGUAGCAGUGGGGUCUCUGUGCAUUGUGUGGUCUUAUAUACAUUGUUCUGCAUGAGCCAACUGUCACAUCAGAAUUUCGUAAGGAUUCUUAGUCUGCUUAGUCGGGCAUGUGUAAGUUGCAGGGACCCACUUCCUACAGAGAAUUGUGACUGGAGGUUGCAGAUGCCUAUAGGAUUGAGUGACCCUACACAAAAAAAAUACCAACAGGAAGUUCAUGAGUUAUCCUUGAUCAGACUUAAAAAUGUUACUCUGCGUCAUGCAGGAUUGAAAAGCAGGAAAGAGAAAAAAAAAGCAAACCACUACUGAUACAAGGCUGUAAAGAGUUAGCCUCCAUCUCCAGCCAUCAGUUUGGUAGUUUGCAGUGAACAUGGCAGAGCAUGUAGAGAGUCAAGCCAAGACACGUGCUGCAUCCAGGCGUGUCAAGCCAGCCAUGGCACUCCUGCUGAAGGAACAGAGGCGUGAAUCUCAGGAAGUUGUUACUCGCUUCAGCAACAUCAAUUUGGUCUCAGAGUCUGAUGGGAACUUCUUUGAGAAUUUCUCGCAGUUGCCGAAAAAGCAAGAGAGCUUGCAUUUCAGAAAAGCUGCCCAUGGUUUGCAGGCACAUGUACCUGAGCAGACGGAAGACGAUGUCCUCGCCAGUAGGAUUGACCACCCAUGCAAGGACAUUCCCCAGCUCAGCAAAAAAGAGGUUGUGGAUCUCUACCGCAAUAUCUUAUCAGUGAUCCAUUUCCGUCUGGGCGCUGUGGGCCAGUCCUUCCCUGCUGACCAGGAGUUGUAUGGUUACCUAAACGACAUAUUCAAGGCUUGUGUGUCUAUAAGUGAGCAUAACAGCAUGGUAUUGACGAUCACCAAGGGAGCGCCCCCAGACACUAUUCUACUAGUGACUGUCCAAGAAGCCAGAGAUCUUGUUGGUAAAGAUGUCAGCGGACUGAGCGAUCCAUUCUGUGUGAUGGGCAUCCUGCCGACGGGAGAAUCCAAGAAGCCUUUUGUCACCCAUUCCAGAGGGUCGCAGGGCACUUGCUCUGCCCAUUCCCAGCAUCACGGGCAUAAAGGCGGCCACAGCUGCCCAGAUCUCCAGUCCACGAGCAUUGUCAAAGAGCAACUGAACCCCAAGUGGAAUGAGAACUUUCGCUUUGUUCUAGAAUGUGAUGUUCAUACAGCGUGGUUUCAUAUUGAUGUUUGGGACCAUGAUGAGGAAACUACUGUCAUGGAAGUGGUGAAGAAGUCAGGAGAUAUUCAGAAUGUCAAAGGAGUAAAAAGAUUGUUGAAGGAGGUGAUCCAAUCAACGAGGCUCGGCGGGAGCAACCCAGAUGAUUUCCUGGGAUACGUCAACAUCAAACUGGAUACUAUUCCUAGCUGGGGCUGGAGCGCUUGGUUCUCACUGAAGAGCAAGUCAAGUCGGUCAAAGUCGAAAAGUGGAGAAAUCUACCUCAAGCUCAAAAUGUCUCUACAGCGUGCCAAUCAGUCAUACCAGGUGCUGAGUCCAACUAUGGUCCAUCGGGUGCUGUGGUUUUACAUUGUUCAUCACGAGGUAGCCAAGCUGGACCAGCUAGGAGCGUGGGACGGCGAGCUACCGGCCAAAGCCAAGACCAUCCUGCAACAGCAUGCCGUGCAGUACGAGAUUUCUGACUUGCAUCAGGCCCUGUGUCGAUGGCUAGCAUACAGUCAAGAGUGCACCAUGUGCGUCAUUGACUUCAGGUCAUUCUACACAUACGGGGAGACUCUCAAAAAGUCAUGGAAGCCCUACGCCCUGUCUGCAGACGAGGAGCAGUAUCUCCAGAGCUCCUUCCAUGGUUUUAUCACCUACGCACUGUACAUGCUACGCCGGCAGCAGGACAUGUUCCCACCCACAAACAAGCCAGCUCUCCGAAGGCUGCGGUACCUGCUACUAUGUCUUUCACAGAUCAAUGAUAUGGAAUUUGCCGAGCGGAACAUGCUGUUUCAACCCAACUGUCAGGCCAUCAUCCUCGAUGCCAUCAAGGACGAUAUCAGGAAUUGGUAUUGCAAGAAGCAUUUGGAGAUGGUAGAAUCCAAGCCGGAGACGGAGAAGGUGGCCUCGCUGGCCGGCCUGACCAAUGCUAUCAACGGUCAAGCCCAACGACUCCUGCAGUUUGUCCACAGCACCUACCAGACUGUCUUUGAGAUCCCUUACUUUACCAUUGUCUACCAGGAGAUUGCCCAGAAACUGAUGGCCGACGUGUCUCAGUGCCUGACCAGCUGUGUCUCCGGCCACGGCUUGGACGACGUAGAGGGGGAGGAGUACAGCGAGCGGAGCACUGCCCUCUUUGAGCUCUACCUGGCCCUCAGGGACUUCGUGGGCUUUGCAGAGCACCUCAGCGAGGGGGACCAGGCAGACCUCGAGAUCAAAGAGUACCACAAGUUCUUCAAGAAAGCCGUGGAGAAGUGGCUGAAUGUCGCCCGGAAGAGAGCCCAGGAGAGGAUCCAAAAAGCUGUGGAACUAGACCAGGUUGCAUUGGUCGAUACCAUGGUGAAGCACAGCACAUCGGCAGUAGAUGUGGCCACAUGCUUUGCCCAGAUUCGUGAGUUUUGGCAGAAACUGGAUUGGCCAGACACGGUUGGGAGCUACGUCUUUGUGGCCAAAGUUACUGAUGAUAUUUGUCAUGGUGCUGUCAGCUACGCCAACAUCAUUCAUGACAAGCUGAGACAGAAGGGUUACUAUGACGAUGAGGGUCAAUUCGACAUCACAGACCAGCUGUGCAUCGCCAUCAACAACAUCGAGCAAGUGCGGCGCUCACUGGCCAUCAUGCCGAAGUCACUGGGCUGGCAACGCAUCCAGGUCUCCAUGGAGACAGAGUACGGCGAGAUGGCCGGCCGCCAGUGCCAGGACACCCUGCAUACCAUGAUGACCAGCGCAGAUGAGGACAUGGUCAACGUGAUUGAACAUGUGGUGCAACGGGUCGGUGAGAGGAUGCGGCCUGACUUCCGGCGGUUCCUGAGGGCGCUGCUCGACGCACAUAUCCACUCCUCCAUCGAUGAUGCUAUAGACCCCUUGAUGGAGUACCUCGACACCAACAUGAUCACCUUGCACAACUGCCUCCUUAAGUCCAACUUUGACAGAAUUCUUCAAGACAUUUGGAUUGUCUUAGUGGAUGAGUUGGGUAAAAUCAUCAGUUCCAAGAACAAGGUUCUGCAAGGGAAGCCACUGCUGUUCUGUAGAAUAAAUGAAACUCUUGAAAUCUUGAGUGACUUCUUCUAUGCUGAUGAAAAGGGUUUACCGCUGGCCACACUACACAACAGGAAGUACAUAGAGAUGAAGAGCUUCGCAGAGAGCAACAUGGCCGACACAUACGAGCUGAUAGAGGCAUUCCAUGCGGAGAAACUCCAAGCAGUUGAAGAGAGCACUCAGAGUGGCAAGGAGAGUGAACUGGGAAUGUUGACUGUCAAAUGCUACUACAACGACAUCACCAAGUAUUUGUGCGUCAUGCUGGUGAAUGCCAGGAACAUCCAGCCCAAGGACAAAUCAGGCACCAGUGACCCUUACGUCGUCCUGGAGUUGCAGCCUUCCUUUGUGUUCCCCAAAAGCGUUCCACAGAAGAGCAAAGUCAUCAAGGAAACUGUCCAUCCACUUUUUGAUGAAGCCUUCGAAUUCCCUGUCACCAAAGACCAGUGCACACACCGUGGGGCCUGCCUGCACUUCAUCAUGUACGACUAUGACGUCAUCACGGCAGACGACUUUGAGGGGGAGACCUUCCUGGCCUUGGAUGACAUCCCCGGCAUCAGGAAGGGUUUCGACAGCAGCUAUGCCGCUCUCAACUCUGUCCCUUUGCCCCUCAUGCGACCGGAGGACAACAUAGACAAUGCCCCUUUUCUUCUGAGCACCUUGAAACAGCGCACGACGGACCGGGUGGCUCAGGAGUUUGCCAAGAAGCGAGGGCAGCUUCUCAAGAGGGCUAAGGUGGCCCCCUGAUGAUGCAGAGACUGCUUCAUGAAGCAUGUUACAAUCGGCCAGAAGGAUGAGCCACCCCGGGCCAGGCUGGCCACCUGUGGCUACUUACGACGAAUUAUGGCUACACAUUUACAGUUUACUGCUCGUUUACUGUGCAUCUCACCAUUCCAUUUUGCCCAUGUGUUCAGUUGGGAUGUGUCCUCCAUGAUUCCUGUCUAUCGGUAGCAAAUAUUCACCAUGGUUGCAUAUUCAUUGUAGGCUAUUUUCCAUUUUGACACCUGUCCGCAAGUGGCCACGUAUUCCUUGAGGUCACAUAUAUGACUUUGGCUUAUGUUACAAAUAGGACACAGUAAAACUGUCUUUUUCUGUAUAUUUCAGUGUGCCUGGUGUCCGAGACUAACUUCCCCUGAGAGACAUUAGAGGCAAUAUCUGUGGGGCCAUCCAGAUCGCAUACACAUGGUACAUGCAUGGUAUGUGCAUGGUAUGCACGCUUUUUACUCCUCUUUGACCAAUAGGAUGUUGAGACUUGCCAAACGUAAGAUGUUGGUGAGUGCGAUGGCCCAGCAGGAACGGCAUCUCCCAGAAUUUGUCUGUGCCUGCUUUCAUUAUCGUCUCCCCUUCAUCCAGUAGCCUGGCCACUACGGCUGGAAGCCAUUUGUUUUUAUCACCUGGCCAUCUGUAGAAGUUGGCUGGUCUGUAAAUUGAUGCCAAAAUCCUUUGCUUGACGUGUGCUAUGAUGUAGAGUGCCUUUUGAAAUUUGCCAUUUUGUAUUGUACUUUCUUUGUGUAGUGUAAGACGGUGUCGUGGGUUUUACCUGAUUACAAACCAGAAUUCCAGAAAACUGCCUUGAAAGUUGACAAAUUUCAGUGGAAAACAUACGCUUUCUACAAUGUCUUCUUGGCUAAUGUGGGCUUGAUUGAAAUGAUUUGAAUAUAAUUAAUCAAAUAUGCAGAUAUCCAGAUUAAUUUGUUUGUGCAAAAAAUAAAGGAAGUUAUAUACAUUAUGAAUUUAUAUACAUUAUACACUUAUAUGAAUUGGAAGGUAGAGUUUGAUGUUUAACAAGAUAUUUUGACGUGUUUUCCGGCUCAUCAUGAGUUUCGUAGAGUUUUUUAUUACAGCCCUGAAAAUUUGCCACACUUUUGCACAAUUAAAAGCCUUUUCUUAAAAGUUUUAAGCCGUGGAUUUCUGAAUAACACAUGGUCAUGAAAAAAUUAAUGUUAACAUUAUCUUUUCAGGUUACAAUGAUCACUUGUAAUAAUCACUGUGUUUCAGUCAAGGACUGGCCUCCUUUGUAGGGGGGUAAGAUUUUUUUUCUGGUUGUAUCAUGCCAAGGAAACCAGAGAUAAACAUUGGCUGGGCCAGCCGAAUUAGCUCGGUAGAUUUUGUGCUUCACUGCUUCAACAAACACUCAAUUUAUAUUAAUUUGAUUCCACACGGUAUGUCACUGUGUUGCUCAAAACAAGAAAUUAAUUAUCCACCUGCCAAGAAGAGUUUUGAAAAGUCAGCAAGUUAAAACUUUGUUGUGUGGCUGUGUGUACUGGUCAUCAUUACAACGUGGCUACAAACUGAAGGCCUGUCUUCUGCAGAUUGUCAUUUGAACAGGGUAUUGAAGGAGAAUUUAGAAUUAUCUAGAACUAUUUAGAACUAUUUUGUAUUUGUCAAAGUUCUAUACUGUUUAUGUUUUUAUUGCGUAUUUGAAGUUCAGUGCGUGCAGUUUUUCAUGACUUUACUGUGUGAUUUCAUGACAUAAUUUUAUUCCUUUUCUGAUUUUGAUCUGCAGGUUUGUUUUUUGUUUUGUCUUUUUUUUUCAAAAUGAAGAAGACAAUGUGUACAUGUCAGCCUUUUCCUUAUAAUGUGUGGUCUGAAAGGAACAAAAUGCGCCACCCCACGUAAAGGGGACAUGAUUUUAUUAUGAAGCACAUCACACAAAGAAUGGCUCAUUUAGGUGCGAAGAGGAUGUCACCAGGGCAUAGUUUGUAUGUGCAUUCCCGUUCACGUGCUCGGGUAGACUCGCGUGGAUCCCAAUAACACACUUGAGUGCGGUCUAGAUUGAUUUCAAUAUAAGAAAUAACUCGCGGGAUCGGCCGUGGUCAAUUUACCUGGCUGUCCCUGCAAUUACGCACGAGUCUAUGGUAGUGGCCUCAGCCAGUUCCCACGGAGUCGUGUGUAAUUUCCUGUCAUAGCCAAGUUGCCCUUGUGCCGACACAGAGAGGAUAUUUUUUCUUUUUCUUAUAGUUUUUCAGAGUUGUCUUGGUGCUGAUAUAGGGGAUAUUAUACAGAUUUUGUUUUAACAAGUGGCCAUUUGAUUUUAGCAUUCGUAAAGAAUGUUUUCAUAUAGAAUAGUGUAUGUUUAUUUUGUUGUUUUAUAUUUUAAAAAAUUUUGCAAACAAUCCAGAUUGUAAAUUUAAUAGAUCAAGAAUGUUGAACAGAUUGAGGAGUGAUCAUUGUGGUCAUAAAAAUAAUUACGUACCGGUACUUUGUA